AUGCGGACACCGAGGGCCUGCGGCGUCUGCGGGGCGGCCGGCGCGGCCAAGUACCGCUGCCCGCGCUGCGCCGCCGCCUACUGCUCCGUGCCGUGCUGCAGGACCCACAAAGAGCGAUGCACGCCGGAGCCGAAGCGGGAGGAAGAGCGGGAGCGCUCGGCGGCCGGACAGGUCUUCCCCGGCGGGCAGCACCGCGGCGGGCAGCACGCAGACAGCCCCUGGUCGGUGGAGGACAUCCUGACAGAAGAUGACGAGCAGGACCGCGUCCCGCUGCAGAAACUCAAGCUUUUAGGGGAAUCAGAAGAACUGAGAGGCUUGCUUCUGAAUCCACAUCUCAGGCAGCUACUGCUGGCAGUUGAUCAAGCAGAAGACAAAAGCUCCCUCAUGAAAAAGUACAUGCAGGAGCCGUUAUUUGUUGAGUUUGCAGACUGCUGUUUGAGAAUUGUUGAACCUCCGGAGAAGGAGAACAUUCUUCCUGAGUGAGCUACUUUGGGAACAUUUUUCUUUCCUUGAGAUUUUUUCCCCUCUGACAGAAGAGAUUUGACAGCGCCCCGUGCUACUGUGGUGCACCAUUCUGUGUGUUUCCUCAAGGUUUGCUCACACUUCGUUCCUGGAUAUCAGUGCUCUAAUUUUCAAUUUAGAGUUGAUAAACAGUGACACAGUGUUGGACAGAUUUCUAGAUACUAGGAAUUAAACUUGAUGUUCUGUGGACUUGCUUUCUGUUGGUACAGAAAUACUGUCAACUAUGGGAAACGUUGCUUCCCAAUGACAAUUAGUAUUAAAUAUAUUUGCAUUAAUUUUA
Molecule: messenger RNA, 802 nt
Organism: Gymnogyps californianus (California condor)
Lineage: Eukaryota; Metazoa; Chordata; Aves; Accipitriformes; Cathartidae
Gene: ZNHIT3
Product: zinc finger HIT-type containing 3
Exons: 5
Coding region: 1-483 (160 amino acids)
Biological process (GO): maturation of LSU-rRNA from tricistronic rRNA transcript (SSU-rRNA, 5.8S rRNA, LSU-rRNA); snoRNA localization; box C/D snoRNP assembly
Cellular component (GO): pre-snoRNP complex; nucleus
Molecular function (GO): protein binding
Source: RefSeq, a predicted model, not a curated record